This is a messenger RNA of Andrographis paniculata, 2437 nucleotides long. RefSeq names its product peroxisomal acyl-coenzyme A oxidase 1-like. Gene Ontology annotation, biological process: long-chain fatty acid metabolic process; fatty acid beta-oxidation using acyl-CoA oxidase; lipid homeostasis. The record is from RefSeq and is a predicted model, not a curated record. Gene Ontology annotation, molecular function: FAD binding; acyl-CoA oxidase activity; fatty acid binding. Bases 327 to 2159 code for a protein of 610 amino acids. Gene Ontology annotation, cellular component: peroxisome. Lineage: Eukaryota; Viridiplantae; Streptophyta; Magnoliopsida; Lamiales; Acanthaceae. The transcript has 15 exons.
CUGAAGGGAGGAUGGAAGCGGUAGAUUAUCUAACAGAUGAGAGGAAGAAGGCGGCGUUCGAUGUUGAGGCCAUGAAGAUUGUCUGGGCUGGCUCGCGUCACGCUUUCGAGGUCUCCGAUCGUAUGGCCAAGCUCGUCGCCAACGAUUCUUCCUAAUUUGAAUAUAUUCAGCCAGGAAACCGGAAGCAGCAGGCACGUUCGUGAUCUUUCUGCUGCAAUUGAUCCUUCUUAUAAUUUUACCUUUGGAUUUUAGAAGCUUUUGGGUGCGAAUUAGUCCAGUUAUUCUAGCUGGUCAGAAUCUGUGAAUUCCAAAAGGAUGAUAGAACUAUGCUACCAAGAAAGGAAUUGUUCAGAAACACACUUAGGAAGGCAGCUUAUGCAUGGAAAAGAAUUAUUGAACUUCAUCUAUCUGAAGAAGAGGCAUCUGAGUUAAGGUUUUAUAUGGACGAGCCAGCUUAUACAGACCUUCACUGGGGAAUGUUUGUACCAGCCAUAAAAGGCCAGGGCACCGAUGAACAGCAGCAAGAAUGGUUACCAUUGGCCUAUAAGAUGCAAAUAAUUGGGUGCUAUGCACAAACUGAACUUGGCCAUGGCUCCAAUGUGCAAGGUCUUGAAACCACUGCAACGUUCGAUCCUACUACUGAUGAAUUUGUCAUUCACAGUCCCACAUUGACUUCCUGCAAAUGGUGGCCUGGAGGGCUGGGCAAAGUGUCUACACAUGCAGUUGUUUAUGCUCGUUUGAUUACAGAUGGUAAAGAUCAUGGCGUUCAUGGAUUUAUUGUUCAACUUCGGUCUUUGGAGGAUCAUAAACCUCUUCCAAGAAUUACACUUGGGGAUAUAGGAAUGAAAUUUGGCAAUGGAGCAUACAACACUAUGGACAAUGGAGUGUUGAGAUUUGAUCAUGUUCGUAUUCCAAGAAAUCAGAUGUUGAUGAGGGUUUCACAGGUGACAAGGGAAGGAAAGUAUAAGAGAUCAGAUGUACCAUGGCAGUUAGUUUAUGGGACCAUGGUUUAUGUUCGACAACAAAUUGUUUCUGAUGCUUCUUGUGCUUUAUCUAGAGCUGUCUGUAUUGCUACUAGAUAUAGUGCUGUGCGCAGACAAUUUGGAUCACAGGAUGGUGGUCCUGAAACUCAAGUCAUUGAUUACAAAACACAACAAAGCAGGCUCUUCCCUUUGCUGGCUUCUGCUUAUGCCUUCAGAUUUGCUGGUGAAUGGCUAAAAUGGCUGUACACAGAUGUAACACAAAGAUUGCAAGCCAAUGACUUUUCGACAUUGCCUGAGGCUCAUGCUUGUACUGCAGGAUUGAAGUCUCUAACUACCACUGCUACUGCUGAUGGAAUCGAAGAGUGUCGAAAGUUAUGUGGAGGCCAUGGCUACCUCUGUAGCAGUGGGCUACCAGAAUUAUUUGCAGUUUAUGUUCCUGCUUGUACGUAUGAAGGAGACAACACUGUCCUGCUUCUACAGGUAGCUAGGUUUCUCAUGAAGACUCUCUCCCAGCUCAGCUCUGGAAAACAGCCUGUUGGGACUAUUUCUUAUAUGGGAAGAAAUGAACAUCUUAUGAAAUGCCGCUGUAGUGUUGAAAGAUCUGAGGAUUGGUUAAAGCAUACUAAAGUAUUGGAAGCAUUUGAGGCAAGGACUAUCAGAAUAUCUGUUUCCUGUGCUCAAAAUCUGAGCAAGUUUGAGAAUCCUGAAGAAGGUUUUGCAGAACUAUCAGCUGAUUUGGUUGAGGCUGCAGUUGCACACUGUCAACUAAUUGUAGUCUCCAAGUUUAUUGAGAAACUGCAACAAGACAUUCCAGGCAAAGGGGUGAAGCAACAACUGGAAACACUUUGUGGUAUUUAUUCUCUGUCGCUUGUGCACAAGCACCAAGGAGAAUUCCUUGCUACCAGCUACCUCACACCGAAGCAGGCUUCACUUGCUAACGAUCAGCUCCGAUCGCUGCUUACCAAGGUACGCCCUAAUGCAGUUGCCCUUGUGGAUGCUUUCAGUUACACAGACCACUACCUGGGCUCCAUCCUGGGGCGUUAUGAUGGAAAUGUCUACCCAAAGCUUUAUGAGGCAGCAUGGAAGGAUCCUUUAAAUGAAUCAGAUGUACCCGAUGGUUACCAUGAAUAUGUGCGGCCCUUGCUCAAGCAACAGUUGCAUAAUGCAAGAUUGUAGACCUGCGGCUGCGAGCGGGUGCGGGUGUGCAGCCCUAUGUAAACGCACCACGCUAUCAAUCAAUAAAGUGAGCCUGAGCCUAACUCGGAUCAGAUGUAUACUACUACACCGGAACGAGUGGGCUUGUGGUCCGAUAUACAUGAAAAAUUGUGUGCUUAUGGACUUGUAUUAUUUCCUGUGCUUUACACUAUUUGUGCUGUGGCGUGCAUCUGUAAACAUGAGGCUCUAUUUCCUUAUAUUAUUUCAGACCAAUAUAAGAAGUGACUGACAUCUUCAUA